Physella acuta is the source of this 3064-nucleotide messenger RNA. RefSeq lists its product as uncharacterized. The record is from RefSeq and is a predicted model, not a curated record. Lineage: Eukaryota; Metazoa; Mollusca; Gastropoda; Physidae.
UGUUACAUAAAAAUGUGGGUCAAAGUUUUGCUAGUGUCAUUCGGCUGCUGUAUUACAUGCCCUACUAGAGUCUAGUCUAGUCUAUAGAACAACCACCUAACUUUAAAUGUAUGCUGUGCAAUGAUUAAGUGAUUAUGAGCAAUAUUUGACCAUGACUAUGGCUGAAAAGGCAGUACAUGAUCUGUAUGAGGAAGUUUGGAAGUGGAAACUGUUAGAAAGCCCUGAGCUCUCUUCUUUUUGUGGCUACCAUGAGUAUGAUGAUAAAUGGGAUGACAUCAGCGAAGAAGCUUACAAGAGAAGAGAGGUCUGUAUACAAGAAUUCUUGGAAAAGGCACAGUCCAUUGAUACAAGCUCAUGUACUUGGGAAACCAAGAUUAACUACAGCACUCUUGUUGAUGAUUUAAAGCUGUAUUUACAAGGAACAAGAUUCAAAAGUUACUUAAUGCCCAUAAACUACAUUGAAGGCAUCCAUAAUGACUGCAAUCUCACCAUUUCAUAUAUGAAAUUUGAAACUGAUGAUGAUUUCUAUAAAUAUAUCUCAAGACUUGAAAAACUUCCCAAAAGGAUUGAACAAGUUAUAUCUGUUUUAAAGAGGGGAGUUGAAGAAGGUGUUGUCAUGUUUUCUGGUUCGGUGAAUUUAAUACCUAGUCAGCUGGAUAAGUUUGUCAACACCCCAUGGGAUGAGCUGGCAUUGUUCAAACCAAUGACUAAAAAAUAUACAAAUAUCCCUGAAGAAAAAUUAGAACAAUUUCAAACACAAGCCAAACAUCUAAUUUCAACUGGAGUAUACCCUGCAUUAAUGAGACUGAAAGCAUAUUUGGAAGAGGAAUAUUUUUUGCAUCUGAGGCCAAAAGAAGGGAUUAAUUGUCUUGAGAAUGGGGAUCAGUGGUAUCAGCAAUGCUUGGAUUUUCAUCUUAGCUGUUCAAUGACACCACAACAGGUUCACGAUCUUGGCCUCAAAGAAGUUGCUCGCAUACGUGAACAGAUGUUAGCUAUUGCUAGUAAAGAAGGACUGGGUGAAACUUUUCCAGAGAUCCUGGCAGCAAUUAAAAAAAGGCAGCAUAAGUUUUUCAAAACAGAAGAAGAGGUUCUGGACUAUGUAAAAAAUCUGUGUUAUAAUAAAAUAAGGCCCAAACUUUCAAACAUGUUUAAUGGACUACCUGACAUUCCUAUGGUAAUUAAACCAGUCCCUGAUUUCAUGAAAAAUGCCCCAGCUGGAUUCUACCUAAAUGGAACUCCAGAUGGGUCAAGAGAAGGUAGUUACUGUAUCAACACACACAAUCUGGAUGCCUGUAUACCUUUCCAGCUGCCUGCUUUAAGUUUGCAUGAAGGAGAACCAGGUCACCAUCUACAGAGCAUCUACACAUUAGGUUCUUGUCACCUGCCUCAACUACGCAAGUUUGCAGAAGACAGCAAAUAUUAUUUGGCACCUGGAAAGUUUGCAUUGAAAACAGCUUAUAUUGAGGGUUGGGGCUUGUACUCCGAAGGACUAGGGGAAGAAAUGAAUAUGUAUGAGGAUCAACUGGAUUUGCUGGGACGCUACAGCUAUGAGAUCUUUAGAGCUGCCAGGCUAGUUGUAGACACAGGAAUUCACUGUUUUGGAUGGACCAGAGAUCAAGCAUUAGCUUAUAUGACCAACAAUAGUCUUGCAUCUGAAAAUGGAGCUGCCAGAGAGGUCGAUAGAUAUAUAACCUGGCCAGGUCAAGCUUGUGCUUACAAGGUUGGUGAGAUCAAAAUCUGGGAGCUAAGGCGGAAAGCAGAAUCAAUGUUAGGUAAUCGAUUUAACCUAAAGGAAUUUCACCAUAGAAUCCUUUCAUGUGGCAGUGUGCCUCUACAUAUUCUGGAGAGAAUUGUUGAUAAUUAUAUUUCUGAAAAAAGUCUUACAAAUCAGCAAAACUCUCAGUAAUAUGAUUUUACAAAACUUUGAUGUUAUGGCUGAGAAUUUUUAAAAGGUACUGCACUUAAGAAAAAGUCAUAUAUUUUUUAAAUGUAUAAUAAUAUAUUUUUCUUUACAUAUUAAGGUUAAUACUACAAUUUUGUACUUUAAACUUAAAAAAAAAUGAUGUACCUACAUAUUAAUAAAUUAUGUACUGUAUAACUUUGAACAAAUUCAUGAACAAAGAAUACCAUCUUCAUUUUAAAUUUAACAAUUCAUAGACUUUAUAUUAUAUUUUGUUAUAUCUUAUAUAUGUGAUACAUUUUAUGCACUAAAACCUGUUAAGCAGUUUUUUUAUACUAGUUUUAUUUACUUCAUAUCUUUUAAUAAUAACGUUUUAAUUAUCCAUUAUACUUUUACCAGUUUAAUUUACAAAAAUGUGCUCAAUUUUAGUGGAUACUAAAAAUAUUGAAAAAAAAAAGAUAUAUAUAAAGGGUGACUGUAUAUAGAUAUACAAGCCUAUAUAUAAACAUUAUAGUUGUAGUUUUUAAUCCCUUGAUAUUCCAAGUUGCAUAAUAAAAGUGCUCUUACAUUACCAGGGUAAUUAUUUUCUGCUAACUGUUGAAAUUAUUUUUUGUGUUUCAACCUCAGCAAUUUUUAUAGCAAUCUUCAUAAUAAAUGUUUAACUUUAUACUGUUUUGUAAUAGAAUGGAAUAAUACCUUUUUUAUACAGAAUGUCUAGCCAGCAGAACUAUGUUCUUUUUUUACAAUUGUGUGAUACAUUUUCUUGAUUUUCACCUUUUUGAGCAUUUAAUUUUAAUGCUGAUUAUAGAUAUCUUUAUUUUUUUAGCAGUUGUUACAGUAUUUUCUGAUGUUUUUAAAAAUAUGCAGUUCUUAACCAACACAAAAUAUAAAUAUAAUUCAUUGUAAAAUUUUUAUAAUCUUUUGUUGAAAGUGAUAAAACUUGUGCUAAAAAUUGUUAACAAUACACAACAUUUGUGUUCAACAUAUAGUGUAUGUAAAUAAAUUACUUUUUUUUUUAAAUUUUAGAUUCCUUUAGCAGUUGUGUCUUAUGUCAUGUGUGUAUAUUAGUAUAAUAUUAUUUCUAUUAAACUAUACUCACUGACAGCAAUGUAUCAUUAUGCAAUAAAUGCAGCAUUUUAUGCUUUUAAACAGAGGUAAAGCUGU